Messenger RNA from Corticium candelabrum, 2521 nucleotides. RefSeq lists its product as uncharacterized. The coding region runs from base 1 to 2421 and encodes 806 amino acids. NCBI's taxonomy places the organism in Eukaryota, Metazoa, Porifera, Homoscleromorpha, Homosclerophorida, Plakinidae. The transcript has 9 exons. The record is from RefSeq and is a predicted model, not a curated record.
AUGUUCAGAAGACCUUAUUCAAUACCUGUUGACUUGUUCAAGUGCCCUGUGUGUGAAAAAGUUGUCAAUAGCCCAGUUGAAUUCCAAUGCAACCAUUUAGUGUGCAAGAAGUGUGCCAUUCAACACUUGCAUCAGUCUCCCUUGUAUGACUGUCCCCAGUGCCAGCUGUCUAUAAACAAGGAGCACAUCAAGAGUUCAUCAGCAAUAACCCUUGCAUCAUUAGCAUCACUACAGAUUACUUGCAGUAACCCACACUGCAACAAAACCAUGCGUCUGGACAGAUUACAACAACAUUAUACUUAUUAUAGCAAGGGAGGGGGAUCAGACAAAGAGGAGAUGCCUACCCCACUCAGACAAACCCUAGGUACAGUCCUUGCGGCACCCUUAACGAAAACACCAAACACAAUCGAGAAAAGAGCAGCCAGCAACAUUGUGAGAAGAAUGGUCAAUUCUUCAUGUGAAGUUGCUUCAGACUACUUCAUUUCAUUGAAGACAAGAGGAAAGGUAAGGAAAAUAGAAAUGCAAUUCAAUUGCCUAGUGACAGUGACUCUCUAUGAUCUACAGCCUAUAACUAAUGUUCGUGUCCCAAUGCCUGUUGCAACAUCAACUACAAGCUCAAACUCUACUUUAUGGCAGCGAUCAAAGCAUGUGCCUCAAGUCCGAGACAUAAUUUCUGGAGGACCUGCAGCAUCAGCUGUCCAGCUAAAGGAUGAACUAAGACACCUAAAAAAGGAAAGAGAUGACCUUUUGAAAGAAGCUGGGUUGAUACCUACUGGUCUUUAUGUAACUCAAGAGGAGAGCCUCGCCCUGAAAGCAGAUUUAUCUAUACCCUGGACCAAACUACGAGCUCUUAGAAGAUGGCUAUCACGCUGGGGUGUGACAUUGGCUAGUGAGAAGAAACAGCGAGAGCUGUUAGAAACCUGGACGCCAGUUGAUAUUGAGGGUGAGACUAUAAUACUAACAUUCAAACUGCCAACAGGCGGAGAAGAACUCCGGUCAUCGCCUUGUGUCUUUGUACCCUCUCUUCCGAAAACAGUACACUCACUUCUGAACGAGUUUGAUAAAGCCAACCAACUUGUCUGGCAUGAAGUGAUCCCUGAAGAUGAAGUGUGGUUGAAGGUUGGAGAGGACAAAGGAGGAUCAACGUUCAAAUUGUCUGUCCAGCUAGCCAAUGUGCCAAUUGUGAAUUCAGUUAAAAACACCUAUGUCAUAACGUGCUAUCAAGGCAGUGACACCAUCACCAAUCUACAAGUUACUAUAGCACGAUACAGAGAACAGCUGCACGAGUUACUUGAAAUUGACUGGAGUGGAAAAAAGAUGCGUCUCUUUAUCUUUGGAGACUAUGAAUUUCUGACCAAGCUUUAUGGGAUAUCUGGAGCUUCAGGUCUUCAUAUCAGCUUGGGUAUCUUUCAGAAGCUGUACGAGCUUCUAGAAAAUGCAGCUCAUAAAGUUGACCUCCACAGACCAUUUGAUCUGAGUUGUCCAUCAUCCACAGAAGUCCACAAUGCAGAACAUAGUGACAUGUACAGCAAAGGCUUUGAGGAAUACAUCUCCAGAAGCACAGAGGCCCUUGGCCUUCGACAGACUGCAAGCAAAAAGCAUGACACUGCACAGCAAGUAACUGAGCUGGCUAAUUGGCUUAACCUGAAUGUUGAUCCCAUGAGCACAAAUACACCAUCACUAGUACCUCAACUGUUUCAGCAUGCCAAGAUCUUGAGAGAUGAUGCAAUGCAACUGAAAGUCAGAGCAGACAGUCUUCAAGAAAAGGCAUUUCCAAAGCAUGAAGGUCCUUGUGUUAAAGGCUUGGAAUCCUCCCUCGCCCAAAUUGGAGUUGAAAGGCAGGCAUAUCAUGGUGGUUCCUUCAUUGGCAACCAUAUCCAUAAAUGCUGCAAGGGAGUCAACAUAGAAAUAAUCUGCAAGUCUGUACCAGACAAUGUUCCAUGUCACCUCAAGAAGACCAAAGAGCUUGCUGAAGGAGUCAAAGAAACCUUUCCGCGUCUUUUGUCUAAAUUUGCAGCCUACCACAAUCUUUACAGUGGCUCAAGGAAACUAGAAGAGCAUGAAAUUGACCAACUAGAGUACGACAUCAGAGACUUUCUGAAACAUUACAGGGAAGACUUGACAAAUCCGCCAGUCACGCCUAAGAUACACAUGUUGGAAGAACACGUUGUUCCUUGGAUAAGGCGAUGGAAGCUGGGUCUAGGAUUUCAUGGCGAACAGGGAGCAGAGUCCAUUCAUGCCCGCUUCAACGCCCUGCAGAGAACAUAUUCAAGCAUUAGAAAUCCCCUAGAAAGGCUGAAGUCGAUCGUCAGAGAACAUAACACUUCGGUCAUGCCACAGAUUACACAGCUUCGGCCAAUAGUCAGAAAGAGAAAGGCAGAAACUACAAUUGACAUCUUUGAUAGUGGUAGAGUACUGUAGAAUGCGCUGUGAGUAAGAAUAAAAGCAAGCAACCAAACCUGACUCCGCCAUCUUUGGGUCUUGAUUCUUCCACUAGGGCGAGGCGUACAUCAGUGGGAUC